Messenger RNA from Vitis vinifera (wine grape), 3652 nucleotides. RefSeq names its product nucleobase-ascorbate transporter 3. Gene Ontology annotation, cellular component: plasmodesma; plasma membrane. The transcript is spliced from 14 exons. Gene Ontology annotation, biological process: transmembrane transport. NCBI's taxonomy places the organism in Eukaryota, Viridiplantae, Streptophyta, Magnoliopsida, Vitales, Vitaceae. The record is from RefSeq and is a predicted model, not a curated record. The coding region runs from base 1866 to 3503 and encodes 545 amino acids. Gene Ontology annotation, molecular function: transmembrane transporter activity.
AUAUGGGUUUUAUUGAUUUUGAUUUGAACUACAUUUAUCAAAAGAAUAAUGAGCGGAGCACCUGGUCAUGACUUGUCAUUAAAGUAAACGCAACCAGAACAGAGACCAACGCACGUGACGCUUGAGUUCGGCACAGCGUGAUUGGGCGGCAGUAUGCAGGUGUGAUGGGCUGCACAUGGAUAGGCUCGAUUUUUUUUGUCUUUUAAAUCGUCCCACUACCCACCUUCUGCCUUCUUAACUCCUCCAUUCCCACUGCUGCCAUCGCUUUUCCUCCAAAUUUACAUUUACACCAUUUCUCCACCCACCCAGGAGCCAGGAGCCAGGAUCCAUGGUCCAUCUCAUUAAAUGAUGCCUUUCCUUUUCCUUCUAAAGCUGUUAGGUCACAGAUCGUAUCUCUCAUUCUCUGUUUCUCCACUACCGGUAUCAAAACGACUCUACCAAGUGGUCUCCGUCAACGUCCAAGUCUUCGAGCACGUGAUCCCCUUCCAUGCAAACUUCUCAAAUGUUGAUAUACAGUUUUUUUUUUUUAGUGGACACGCUAUCAGGGCUCCUGACAUCAUUUCCAGACCGAUAUCUCAUUGCACGAAAGAUGAUUGCGUCAUGGUAUAUGCAUCAACCCAGUUCACCAAAUGGUAUAUAAAGCAUAAUUAUCCUUUUCACUUUGAAAGCAAAAAUUAUAUUAAGCACUCGCCAAAUGUUAUCUCCUACACCCUACAGCUGGUCCCGAGAAUCAAUCAUUUCUCAAACAAAGACUAUAAAGUUAGGGGUGGCUGGCCCUCAUCCUCUUUUAUAGCAAGCCUGCACCUUUACGACCAUGUAUUCAUUGAUUUCAUUCAGUUAACUAUUGGUUGUGGGCCCUUAUAUGUACUUAAACAAAAAAGUUAAAAGACAAUAUGGACUGAACAAUUUUGAGGAGUAUUCCUUUGCUUAUCCCAAUGGGAGAGUUUCUCAGACGAAAAAGUUGGGUAUCUCCUGAAGUAGAGAUUUUUUUUUACCCCUUCAUUAUAAUAAUUUUCAACUUGAUUUACAAGUAUAAAUUUUUGCAACUUAGAUUUCUCUUUUGGGAAUGCUAAGAAAAGAGAGUGAGGGGGCAGAUUAAAACCCUUUCUUUAUGUUUUUCAUAUAAACAACAGACCGAAAGCCUCAACCCAGCUCUGAUAUGACAGGGGAAUCUUAAGAAAAAAACAAAUGAUGAUUAGACCUGUGAGGUGGUCUGCAACUUUUCUUCCUUUUUUCAUUAUUUUCCUUUCAACUCGGUGGACGAUGGACCUUAUCUGCUUUGCGAGAAAGUGUGUCCCCAACAACACCUCAUAGGCUGAGAAAGAAAACGGAUUAUUAUUAUGCUUUGCAAGUUUUCAUCAUGGUUGCUUGAGGAAAAGGCCAGCGAUUCUUGACCCCAAAGUCAUCACAUUAUUAAUUACAAGUUACGACUGAAGAUAAUGGGGGGAUUUGGGAAUGGCAUGAUGGUUAUUUAGAGAAGGUUUAGUGUUAAUUAGGAGUGGAAAAGGCUGCUAAGAAGUGAAACUGCCUCGAAGUGAGAGCAGCACCCACGCGUACUGCCCAUACAUUCGUUAUGUGGGCGGCAUACGGACAAAGUUUAACGUGAUCACAACCCUGAGCACCCUCUCUCUUAUAUGUGUUUCGAUUCUCAGUUCUCUCUGGAAUCUCUCUCCUUUGGAUCAUCUGAUUCAGUUUAUUUUAUUUUUGGCCUUUAUCGGCAAGGAAGCCAGGCGGAAACGACACUUCUUUCUUUACUAUUUAUUUCCGUUUUCUGCUUUCCAUCCUCCUUUCUGGUGUCGGUGAUUCGUAGAAGAAGAAGAAGGAAGGAUUAGGAUACCGCCACUGAGACGAGUAGACAGGAAGCCAUGGUAGAAACAGCAAGUCAUCAGGCUCCGCCUCCCCAGGUGGCUAGGCCACCCCCUCCGCCACUUGGAGGAUCCAGGGGUCCUAUUUUUCCUCCUAAUGAACAGCUGCAUCAGCUUCACUUCUGCAUCCACUCCAACCCUGCUUGGCCACAAGCAAUUAUAUUGGCUUUUCAACACUAUAUUGUGAUGCUUGGAAGUACAGUUUUGAUUGCUAGUACCCUUGUGCCACUCAUGGGUGGGAACAACGGUGACAAAGGUCGCGUGAUCCAGACGUUGCUUUUUAUGGCAGGAGUGAAUACACUGCUUCAAACAUUACUCGGGGCGAGGCUUCCUACUGUGAUGGGUGCAUCAUUCGCAUUCUUCAUACCAGUCAUGUCCAUUGUUAAUGAUUUCGCUGAUAAGACCUUCAAAUCUGAGCAUGAGAGGUUUGUCUACACUAUGAGAGCUAUUCAAGGGUCAUUAAUGGUUUCUUCCAUCAUCAACAUCUUCCUUGGAUAUAGUAGGGUGUGGGGGAACUUGACUAGAUUCUUCAGUCCAGUUAUUCUUGUACCAGUUGUUUGUGUAGUGGGUCUUGGUCUGUUCAUGAGGGGCUUCCCUCAGCUUGCUAAUUGUGUGGAGAUUGGUUUGCCAAUGCUAAUUCUACUGGUUAUUGGCCAGCAGUAUUUGAAGCGGAUUCACCCAAGGGUCCAGCUCAUCCUUGAGAGGUUUGGUUUGCUUUUAUGCGUUGCUAUUAUCUGGGCUUUUGCUGGCAUCCUGACUGUGGCUGGUGCUUACAAAAAUGCCAUGGAGCAGACAAAACGGAGUUGCCGCGUGGAUCAUUCUUACCUUAUAUCAUCUUCUCCAUGGAUCAGAAUUCCAUAUCCAUUUCAGUGGGGUCCUCCUGUAUUUAGAGCAAGCCAUGUCUUUGGGAUGAUGGGAGCUGCACUUGUUACAUCAGCUGAGUCAACUGGAACAUUUUUUGCUGCUGCACGGCUUGCGGGUGCUACACCCCCUCCACCACAUGUGCUCAGUCGAAGCAUUGGUCUGCAGGGAAUUAGCUUGCUGCUUGAUGGGUUAUUUGGGGCUGUUGUUGGUACCACUGCAUCUGUUGAAAAUGUGGGCCUCCUUGGACUCACACACAUAGGGAGCAGAAGGGUGGUGCAGAUAUCAACUGCUUUCAUGUUCUUCUUCUCCAUAUUUGGGAAGUUUGGUGCCUUCUUUGCAUCUAUUCCUUUACCAAUAUUUGCUGCCAUAUACUGUGUUCUAUUUGGCAUUGUUGCUGCUACUGGGAUCUCAUUUCUUCAAUUUGCUAACAGUAAUUCCAUGAGAAACCUCUACGUCUUGGGGUUGUCCCUGUUCCUUGGGGUAUCAAUAUCUCAAUAUUUUGUCUCACACACAACCACAGAUGGUCAUGGACCAGUUAAAACAGAUGGAGGAUGGUUCAAUGACAUCCUAAAUACAAUCUUCUCAUCACCUCCAACUGUUGCCAUUAUCGUUGGGACGCUACUUGAUAACACACUUGAUCCAAGACGCUUCCAUGAUGACAGAGGAAUUCAAUGGUUGGUUCCAUUCCAUCACUGGAAGGGCGAUUCAAGGAAUGAGGAGUUUUACAACCUCCCUCUCAGGAUAAAUGAGUACAUGCCCACCAGAUAUCUUUGAAUACAUUUUAGCUGCCUGUAUAGUAGCUAGACUUUUCAUGCAAGUUUCAUGUUUUGUCAUGCAUGAUGAAGGUUUGUUCUAAAUUAUAGACUAAAACUGUGUCAAUGUUUGUGAGUCAACAGAAAAAUUUUCCUUUCUGCUUUACAGAA